Magnolia sinica is the source of this 2157-nucleotide messenger RNA. RefSeq names its product protein neprosin-like. The coding region runs from base 137 to 2023 and encodes 628 amino acids. The record is from RefSeq and is a predicted model, not a curated record. Lineage: Eukaryota; Viridiplantae; Streptophyta; Magnoliopsida; Magnoliales; Magnoliaceae. The transcript is spliced from 11 exons.
CUUUUCACCCCCUGGACGGCAAGUCAAGAGAGUUCCCAGCUCUUUCUAGAGCAACAUUAUAAAUAGCCUCAUUUGAGAUAAAGUGUCCAUCUACCUAUCCUCUAUUUCCUAAGAAGUUUCCAUCUACCUAUCCUCGAUGUCCACUCCAAUUAGUUGUAAUAGUAGGAUUUUGAUUUUAGUUUUGUUGGCAAUUUCUCUUGUUUAUGGAAAUGCAAGAAGUCUAUCCAAAGAAGAAUACAUGGAAUUGAAGGCACAGCUCAAGGUUCUUAAUAAGCCUGCUGUCAAGAGCAUUCAGACUGAACAUGGCGACAUCUUCGAUUGUGUGGACAUGUAUAAGCAACCUGCUUUCGAUCAUCCUUUGUUGAAGAAUCACACUAUCCAGAUGAGGCCCACUUCCUAUCCAGAAGGGAUGGAAAAUCAAGACCCUUUAAAUGCCAAUCUACAUAUUGGGCUUAAGGAUGGUGGAUGCCCACUUGGGACUGUACCCAUUCGACGGACUAAAAUGCAAGAUUUAAUGAGAACAAAAUCUCUCUCUGAUUUUGGUCGAAAAAAUGUAGAAAAUGGGUCCCAACUCAACUCCCCAUCUGGUCAUCACUAUGCAAUUGCAAACUUGCGUGAUCAGGUGCUAGGAACCCGAGUGACUAUGAAUGUGUGGGACCCAAUACUUCAAGAUCCAAGUCAAUUCAGUUUGGCCCAGUUAUGGAUUGUCAAUGACCAAUCAGAUCAACUCAAUACGAUAGAGGCUGGAUGGAUAGUAUAUCCUGGAUUAUUUGGCCACUCGAAUCCACUGCUAUUUGUGUAUUGGACAGCAGAUGAUUACAGGAGUACAGGCUGCUACAAUCUAUUGUGCGCUGGUUUUGUACAAGUUAGCAGAGAUAUACCCGUUGGCUCUACCAUACAACCAACUUCUACCUACGAUGGAUAUCAGACGGAAAUCACCCUCCAAGUAUUCAAGGAUCCAAAUAGUGGUGAUUGGUGGCUGACAAUAGGAGACAAUAACAUACAAGUGGGCUAUUGGCCAAAGUCCCUGUUCACAACCUUAGCUGACAGUGCAUCUUUAGUUCAAUGGGGUGGUGAAAUAGUCACAACUGAAAGCACCCAAAGCCCUCAGAUGGGCAGCGGCCAUUUUCCUGAUGAAGGGUUUAGAAAGUCCUGUUAUUUGAAAAAGCUGAUGUUUGUGGACAACACCAACACCUUUAAAGACAUCCCUGACAACACCUUUCUCUACGAAGAUUUGACUCAGUGCUACAGAGUGAUUGAUGGUGGGAACUUAGGUGGCGAUUGGGGUAGGCAUUUCUAUUUUGGUGGGCCAGGUGGAUUUUUGUUGGCAAUUUCUCUUACAUAUGGAAAUGCAAGAAGUCUAUCCAAAGAAGAAUACAUGGAAUUGAAGGCAAAGCUCAAGGUUCUUAAUAAGCCUGCUGUCAAGGGCAUUCAGACUCAACAUGGUGAUAUCGACUGUGUGGACAUGUAUAAGCAGCCUGCUUUCGAUCAUCCUUUACUGAAGAAUCACACAAUCCAGAGAGAUGGUUACGGGACGGGCUGCUACAAUCUAAAGUGCCCUGGUUUUGUACAAGUUAGCAGAGAUAUAGCCGUUGGCUCUACCAUACAACCAUCUUCUACCUACAACGGAGAUCAAAGGGAAACCACCUUCCAAGUAUUCAAGGAUUCAAGUACUGGUAAUUGGUGGCUGAUAUACGGAAACACUCAAGUAGGCUACUGGCCCAGGUCACUCUUCACAAGCUUAGCUGACAGUGCCUCUCUAGUUGAAUGGGGUGGUGAGGUGUAUACUGAAAGCACCCAAAACCCACCGAUGGGUAGUGGCCAUUUUCCUGAUGAAGGGUUCAAAAAGGCCUCUUAUAUGAAAAAGCUGAUGUUUGUGGACAACACCAACACUUUAAGAGACAUCCCCAGUAACAGCCCUCUCUAUCAAGAUUUGCCUCAGUGCUACAAGGUGAUUGAUGGUGGUAACUUAGGUGGGGAUUGGGGUAGGCAUAUCUAUUUUGGUGGGCCAGGAGGAUGCUAGAGUUGUGAUGGACGGUGGAUUUUCAAUGUUUUUAUGCACUGUAAGCUAGACUCAUAUAUGGGUUUUCUAAAUAAGUAAUAAAUAAAUGGGGGAUUUAUCAAAAAUUCCCUACACUGCUUUUCUUAUUUGAUUAA